AUGCCUGGAAGCAAGCUUCUGGUAUACCUCUUGAGGCGUGACCUAAGAGUUGCUGAUAAUCCCAUUCUUCACCAUCUGGCCACUGGAAGUGACCAUGGCUUCACACACAUGUUGCCAAUAUAUGUAUUCCCGGCCCACCAAAUCGAGAUAUCGGGCUUCUUGAAGGAUGGGGAGACGUCGCCGUAUCCUCCGGCUAGGAGCCAAGUUGGCAAAUUCUGGCGCUGCGGCCCUCAUCGUGCCAAGUUCAUCAGCGAAGCUGUAUGGAACCUGAAGGACAGCUUGGAAGAAUUGGGAAGCGGCUUGGUCAUCCGUGUGGGAAAGUCCAGAGAAGUUUUGGACAAUUUGGUGAAGGAGUUGAAAUCCACCGCCACCGCCGUCAACAGCAUUUGGAUGACUGAAGAGUUAUCGUGGGAAGAAGUCGAGGAACAAAAGGAACUUGCAUCGCUAUGCUGCGAACGAGAUAUUGACUUCAAGAUAUGGAAGGACGAGAAAUACUUUGUUGACGAUCGCGACACAGGCCUCGCGGGCCCUGAAGACUUGCCCGACGUCUUCACGACGUAUAGGAAAUCGCAGGAGCCAUUGAGAGGAAAACCACGAAGGGUUUUGCCACGGCCUGGCAAGUCGUCACUUCCGACAUUCCCGUCGGAAUCUUCAAUACCACCGCAACUGCACCCUUUCACUACAGUCUCAUCUCUGGACCAUCUGAGAGCCAUGUUGUUGAAGCCGCUAGACAUCUCUCUUCAGCACCCACCGUCACUUCCUGAGCGCGGGGAAGCCGGCCACUCUUUGCAAGGGGGGGAGACGGCAGCCUGGGAGCGACUCGUUCACUUGGCAAAAUCCGGCGCCCUGACCUCGUACAAGGAGACUCGCAAUGGGCUUGUCGGCAAUGAUUACAGCACAAAGUUGUCAGGCUACCUAGCGUUGGGCUGUCUCACAGCUAGGCAGGUACAUGAAGAGCUCGUCAAGCUGGAAGACGGAAUCAAGCCGGAGUUUCAGGAAGCAGCUGGGUACGGCGAGGGGGAAAAUGAGGGCACCAAAGGAAUAAGAUUCGAGCUCUUGUGGCGUGACUACAUGAGGUUGUGCACAGCCAAGUUUGGACGCAAUCUUUUCCGACUGUCGGGAUUUCGACAGGGCAAGUCGUACGAGAAGAAGUGGGCCUCGCCAAGCGACACUGCGGCCUCUCCGGACCAAGAGCCGUGCCCCAGGCAAGUAGCGAGGCUUCUCGAGCGAUUCAAGGAUGGAACUACCGGGAUGGGCAUCAUAGACGCGUCUCAGCGCGAACUGUUCCUCACGGGACACACGUCCAACAGAGCCCGACAGAAUGUUGCCAGCUUCCUGUCCAAACACCUUGGGAUUGACUGGCGAUACGGUGCCGAAUGGUAUGAGAUGCUGCUCACAGACUACGACGUGUCUUCCAACUGGGCCAACUGGCAGUACGUGGCAGGGGUCGGCAACGACCCGCGCGGAGACGCCCGCACGUUCAACCCGGUGAAGCAAUCGUUCAGUUACGACAAGGAAGGGACGUACGUCCGAAUGUGGGUGAAAGAGUUGCGUCGGGUCGAGAAGCUCGAGAAUGUUUUCCAAGUUUGGACCACCGACGAGGCUGACUUGGAAAAGUAUGGUCUGUCUCACAAUAUCAUGGCAACUGAUCCGGUCAAGAAGAUUGAGUUCAACGUGGACCACAAGCCAAGGGCAGCACGCCGGCCAUUCAACAGAAGACGUGGCCAGCAUCGAGAGGGAGAUUGGGGGGUGGCAGCCAACGGCAGCCCCGGCCAGGCGCGACAGGGCAACAGAUCGGGGACCUCUAGCGACGGAGCCGCAAGUGAGAACGGAGGAGCAGCGGCUUGUGACACACGGGCGACGGGGCCGGCGCGUCCCCAACACACCAACGGAUCAGCCCGGAGAGCCAACUACACGACCAGCCAGGAUGCGCGCGCCGACGGGAACGGACACAACGGUAGAGGCUGGCAUCAGUCCCAGAGCGGACAAAGUAGGGGCCACGGGCCAACCCGUGGCUAUUCGCGUUCGUACGGAGCAAGGGGGAGCUGCUCCGUGGGAAGACAGCAAGGCGGCAGCGGCAGCGGCAGCGGCAGCAGCUAUGCAGCCGUGCCGCGCGUGGCCCUGGGGCCCUUUGCCGGUGGUGUCGCUGGGACGCAUUAG
Ustilaginoidea virens is the source of this 2160-nucleotide messenger RNA. RefSeq lists its product as uncharacterized. Gene Ontology annotation, molecular function: damaged DNA binding; FAD binding; deoxyribodipyrimidine photo-lyase activity. The transcript is spliced from 2 exons. Gene Ontology annotation, biological process: photoreactive repair. The record is from RefSeq and is a predicted model, not a curated record. Bases 1 to 2160 code for a protein of 719 amino acids. NCBI's taxonomy places the organism in Eukaryota, Fungi, Ascomycota, Sordariomycetes, Hypocreales, Clavicipitaceae.